This is a messenger RNA of Drosophila melanogaster (fruit fly), 1860 nucleotides long. RefSeq lists its product as uncharacterized. Lineage: Eukaryota; Metazoa; Arthropoda; Insecta; Diptera; Drosophilidae. The coding region runs from base 75 to 1502 and encodes 475 amino acids. The record is from RefSeq and is marked reviewed. The transcript has a single exon. Gene Ontology annotation, biological process: proteolysis. Gene Ontology annotation, molecular function: serine-type carboxypeptidase activity; serine-type exopeptidase activity. Gene Ontology annotation, cellular component: lysosome.
ACACUGCACAAAGUGUAAUAUAAAGCCCGGCUUGCAGAUAACGAACUGAAAAUUGUGCAAACCACAGAGGUCAUAUGAUUCUUCGCGAUAUGGGAGAAGCCACAGUGAGAGCUGCACUGUUAGCGGUUUUGGGAAUCCUGCUGAUCGCGGGCUGUGAUUGCAGCCAGCGGUUCAAGUACGAGAUCAAGGAGUUCCAGGUGCCGCUGGACCAUUUCAGCUUCCUGAUCAACGCCACCUUCAACAUCCGGUACUUGUACAACGACUCGUUCGUGGACAAGAGCAAUGCCCGCACCCCGAUUUUCUUCUACACGGGCAACGAGGGGGACAUCGAACUCUUCGCCCAGAAUACCGGAUUCCUGUGGGAGCAGGCGGAACGACAGCGGGCUCUGGUGAUCUUUGCGGAGCAUCGUUACUAUGGAAAGUCAUUGCCCUUCGGUAGCUCCACGUUCAACACCAGCCUGCCGGAGCACUUGGCUUACUUCACAGUGGAGCAGACGCUCGAGGACUACGCCAUGCUGAUCACGUUCCUGCGGAACGAUCGCCAGAUGCCCGUGGUGGCCUUCGGGGGCUCCUAUGGCGGAAUGCUGGCCGCCUGGUUCCGGAUGAAGUAUCCGCAUUUGGUCAACGGAGCCCUGGCAGCCUCGGCGCCCGUUCUGCAGUUCCCCGGGAUAACCGAUUGCGACAUCUUCUACAGGAUUGUGACAUCGGUGUUCCAGAAUGCCUACAACGAAAACUGCACCUUGAAUAUUGCCAAGUCGUGGAAACUCUUCGAGACUCUGGGCGCCAGCGAGGCCGGCAAGAAGCAGAUAUCGGAUGCAUUCCACCUAUGCAAUGCCCUGAAGAACGACGACGAUCUGAAGAAGUUCCUGGACUACGUGGAGGAGGUGUACAGCAAUCUCGCCAUGGUCAAUUACCCGUACAACAGCAGUUUCCUGGCCCCAUUACCUGCCUAUCCCGUGAGGCAGGUGUGCUACUACCUGAAGGAGCUGCAUUCCACCGACGCCGAUUUGCUGCACGCCAUGUCCAGCGCUUUGGCUGUCUACACCAACUACACACAGUCCGCCAAGUGCCUCGAUAUAUCCGUCAACUCCAACGCCGAUGACUCCGGUUGGAAUAUCCAGAGCUGCAACCAGAUGGUGAUGCCCAUCUGCUCCAAUGGCUCCGAAACCAUGUUCCGCACGUCCAGCUGGAACUUCAAGGAUUACGCGGAAAAGUGCUACAAGAACUACCGUCUCACCCCCAAGCCAUACGACAUCAUUCUGCGCUAUGGCGGCAGAAACCUGGAGGCUGCGACCAACAUCAUCUUCAGCAACGGUCUUCUGGAUCCCUGGAGCGGUGGCGGUGUGCUUCAGGCUCCCAACGACAAGGUCUUCGUCAUCAUCCUGCCCGAGGGAGCCCAUCACUUGGACUUGCGCCACAGCGAUCCGGCCGAUCCACCUUCUGUGCGCGAUGCCCGCGAUAAGGAAGCAGCCAUCAUAGCACGAUGGAUCCAAGAUUUCUGAAGCGAGAUUACUUUUACCCAUACUGAAUCGCUCCACUAUGGGGAUUCAUAUUAUAUAACAGCCGAGCAAGGCCAGAUUAAUCAAAUAUUUGGUAUUCUUAAACCAAGGAACAAAUUAUGAAACACUCAGUUUAAGAUCACAAAAAUUAUAAGCCAUACUAAAGUUUUUUGAAUUGAAGAUCCUGUUUGCACAUUCGAUUAAUAUGGAGUAUUUAGUAGUUUUGUGAAAUACUAUAUUUUCAUUAACUAUGAUGGAGAAGGAUGACGUUUUGGACCUGGCAAUGGUGAAUAGGACUAGUUCAUUAUUUACUUGGAUUGCCAAUAUAAUUCAUAAAAACAAAUAGAAAUUUAUACAAUUG